This is a messenger RNA of Solanum dulcamara, 2328 nucleotides long. Its product is annotated as ABC transporter G family member 14. The coding region runs from base 139 to 2076 and encodes 645 amino acids. Lineage: Eukaryota; Viridiplantae; Streptophyta; Magnoliopsida; Solanales; Solanaceae. The record is from RefSeq and is a predicted model, not a curated record. The transcript is spliced from 5 exons. Gene Ontology annotation, molecular function: ATP hydrolysis activity; ABC-type transporter activity; ATP binding. Gene Ontology annotation, cellular component: membrane.
GUUUAUGUAUUUAUAUGGUUGUUCACUUCUCUUGGGGAAACUCAAGUUAAAAGCAACUCUUUAACUUCUCUUCCUUCUUAUAACUUCUCCCCUAUUCAGUAUUCAUCAGUAGACAUACUGCUAAACUAAUUUUAGCCAAUGCCUCUUCAUUGUGUAGCACCAAAACCAGAAAACUUUGGCACAGAAUUGAUGGCAGCUCCGACUAAUUCGUCGAAACCAGAGAUGAACUCAGAGUCCUUUAUACAAAGGGCCUUGUUUCCCAUAACUUUGAAGUUUGAAGAGGUUGUCUACAAGAUUAAGCAAGAAACAAAAGGAAUGUGUUGUGGAGGACCAUCAAACACAAAAGAAAAGACUAUACUUAAUGGAGUGACAGGUAUUGUGUGCCCAGGGGAGAUGCUAGCAAUGUUAGGUCCAUCAGGUAGUGGAAAAACUACCCUCCUAACAGCUUUAGGAGGUCGUCUAUCGGGUAAACUAUCUGGGAAAAUUGCAUACAACAGCCAGCCAUUCUCAGGAGCUAUCAAACGUCGUACUGGAUUCGUGGCACAGGACGAUGUUCUAUAUCCUCAUCUAACUGUAACAGAAACUCUUCUCUUCACUGCUCUGCUAAGGCUUCCCCAAAGCCUAAGCAGGGAGGAAAAAGAAAGGCAUGUGGAGCAUGUUAUUGCAGAGCUUGGGUUAAACAAGUGUCGAAACAGCAUGAUAGGAGGACCAUUAUUUAGAGGGAUAUCAGGUGGGGAGAAAAAGAGGGUCAGUAUUGGUCAAGAAAUGCUAAUUAAUCCGAGUUUACUACUGCUAGAUGAGCCUACUUCUGGUUUGGAUUCUACUACAGCUCUGAGGAUUCUAACUACUGUUAAGCGCCUAGCUGACGGUGGUAGAACUGUCAUCACUACAAUCCACCAGCCAUCAAGCAGGCUCUACCAUAUGUUUGAUAAGGUAGUCUUGCUUUCUGAAGGCUGCCCUAUCUACUAUGGUCCUGCAUCAACUGCCCUCGAGUACUUCUCCUCUGUUGGUUUUUCCACAUCCAUCACUAUCAAUCCUGCUGAUCUCUUGCUUGAUCUUGCCAAUGGAAUUGGACCUGAUUGCAAGCAUGCAAUUGAGCAAGGUGACAAUACUGAACAAGAGAAGAAAUCUGUGAGAGAAGCUCUCAUCUCUGCUUAUGACAAGAACAUUUCUACAAGGUUGAAAACUGAGCUAUGCAGUUCAGAUACCAAUAAUUACAGUUACACAAAGGAUGUUUCAACAAGAAAUGGUAUGAAGUCAGAACACUGGUGCACGAGUUGGGGCUAUCAAUUUAAGGUGCUGCUACUAAGGGGGCUGAAAGAACGAAGAUACGAGACAUUCAACAAGCUUAGAAUCUUCCAAGUUGUUAGUGUAGCAUUUCUUGCCGGAUUGUUAUGGUGGAACACUCCAACAUCCCACAUUGAAGACAGAAUUGCAAUGGUAUUCUUCUUCGCGGUAUUCUGGGGCUUCUAUCCACUCUACAAUGCAGUUUUCACUUUUCCCCAAGAAAGAAGGAUGCUCAUCAAAGAAAGAUCAUCAGGAAUGUACCGACUCUCAUCAUAUUUUCUAGCUAAAACUGUGGGGGAUCUUCCCUUGGAACUGGCACUACCAACAGUAUUUACCUUCAUCCUAUAUUGGAUGGGUGGGCUCAAAGCCAACCCUGCCACCUUCAUUCUAUCUCUUCUAGUAGUCCUUUACAGCGUACUCGUUUCUCAGAGUCUCGGUCUAGCGUAUGGUGCCAUGCUCAUGGAUGUGAAACAGGCCACUACCUUAGCAUCAGUCACAACUUUAGUCUUCCUAAUUGCUGGAGGAUAUUACAUUCAGCAAAUUCCUCCUUUCAUAGUCUGGCUAAAAUAUUUGAGCUAUAGCUUCUACUGCUACAAGUUGCUUCUAGGGGUACAAUACAAUGACAACGACUACUACGAGUGUUCAAAAGGUGUCUAUUGCCAGGUUGCAGAUUUUCCAGCCAUAAAAUCAAUGGGCCUGAACAAUAUGUGGAUGGAUGUUUUCAUCAUGGCUCUAAUGUUAGUGGGAUACCGACUAAUUGCUUAUCUAGCACUCAAUCGUGUACGAUGAACACGUGCGGAGGGAACCAUUUCAAGAGCAAAAUCGAAGGUUUUUUUCGGCCAACAACAACAAAGAGUAAUAAUGUUAGAUAUAGAUUAUGAUCCCAUUGCCAGAUUUUGAUCACAUACACCAAAAAUUCCAAUGUAGUACCACUCUGGCAAUGUUUUACCUAACUGACUUAGGAAACUUCAGAUGCUUGGGAAGAAUAAAAUCUGUAACAUCUUGAACUGAAUAAAUAUGCUUAGUGUACAAUGAAGCAAA